GAAGAUGUCUAGAAGGGAAGGAGCUGGUCAAUCCUGGUGUCUGCUUUUAGAGACUGUGUACUAUAUUAUCAAGACUAGCAACCUCUGAGUAGUAUAAAUAUUCGAAGUCUGCAAAAUUUCGCAGCAAUUCUCGACGAAGUGGCAUGCCAGUCCCUCGUCUUGUCCCUCCGGGGCGCAGUUGCGACUCGCGGGACUUGAAGGCGGGAAGCGUCGUCAGCGACUUGAAUGGCUACUACGAUUCGCAGAACAUAAUUUCGAUUUUCGACGAGAGACUGGCUCGCAGCGUCCUCUCUUGCGUUUUGCAUCACUCGGACAAUCGUGAGGGUGGUGCCGGACUCACGCUUUCUCACACGCGGAGCACCAACGGCGGAAAAAUAUGGUCUCCCUUGAUCCCAGUCGAGACGUAUCCACCGCAGUCACACGACGGUUACCAACUGCGUGUUGGGUCGCGGAUAUAUCUCUUCUAUGGCUGCAACCGGGGGAGCCAACCAGCGGGAGGACCGCAGAUCUCGCGGACUGACAUGCAGCUGGACGAAGGGUUCUGGAUGAAAUGGAGCGACGACGCCGGAAGAAGCUUUUCGGGGGACCGCGUCUGCAUCCCGAUUCCGCGCACAGAAAUCGACCGUUGCAAUCCGUGCGCGCCGACUAUUGGCGCCUUUUGCUGUGACAAGCCACAACUUAUCGACGGUACGCUUUUUUUUGCGUUUCAGAAAACUCGGGAUGGAAAUGGGGAGAGCUACGGCAGCGAAGUCUUCGUUGUGCGUUCGCGGAACUUCCUGGAAAAGCACAAGACCGAAAAACUGUUCGAGAUUGAGUUCGAGGUUUUUCCCAGAGGCACGGUCAGCGGGCUGCAGACGCCACGAGGUCUUCUUCUCGGCGAAGAGCCUCACAUCAUGCAGAUUUCGGGUGCAAAAAUGUUGCUCGUUUGGCGCACGGAGCUGGGUUUCUUGGACUCCUGUGUGUCAUUCGACUACGGCGAGAACUGGGUGCGGGACGACCCUACGAUAGGCACCAAAAACUUGUCUCCGUUGCCCACGCCGCUACUUUACGAGCCACCUCCAUCUUCUAGUACUUCUAGUACAGCUUGCGGUAGCGAUGUUGAUGUUUCUCUUUUAAACGACACGAAAUUGAACGCAGCGCUGCUCAGCGACAAGCGGUUGAACGGGCUGACGCCAGCUGGUGGCGGCGAACAGUUUAUGCGGAAUCGCGAGGAAUACCUUACCUCUCGGGAACACGCGGCUUUCGUAGCUGACAAUCCGUGGAUAAUGCGCCAUCCUCGGGGUGCUUUCACGCCGUUUCGGCUCGCGAAUGGUCAUUAUGUGUUGUUGUACUACAACAACGGACGAACAGAGCGCGUUGGCUACACAUGUCGUCUUAUUUACUGGCUGAGCGUUGGUAAAAUUGUUCGAAAAGGCGAGCUCGGCUCUUCAGCAACGUCCUCUGGCAAUAUCACAACUGUAACUGACUCUGCAAAUGCAGCUUGUCAAAGCGACCAUCUUUAUGAAGACUGAUCUUGCAGACUUGAGAGCAAUUGCAUGGAUCUUGUACUAUAUAUUAAAAAGAUAGGAAUAGAAAUAACCCUCUCGCACUAUUCUGAUUAAUACUCAUGAGCGAAAUUACGAAUCCUAGGCCAACUAAGCAGUUGCGGCCUUAGUAUAAAUCGAUCGUUGAGGUUGAACAUAAAGAAAGAAAAUGAGUUUGGAAAGUAAGUAACAUGCUAGAUCUAAAGUAUUAAUAGAGGUGGGUGGACGAGUGAGCCUUCUCCUUUCCUCUGUGUUCUCGUACCACGAGUUAUCAUUGCCUACACAGAGCGUUCUCUUCGUCUUGGCUUUGCCACUCGCGUUUCGCGAGUGAUCAUCGUUGUCUUCUCUUUGAGAGUUCAUUUCUUCGUUUGUGAUCAUUUGCUCUGCGGAGCAUGGGUGAGCACAGCCCCGCCUGGGCUGGAGCUCUUCAGUGAUUGGCUCGGGGGUGGCGCCUCAAUCCUUGAGAAGCCGGGAGCUGUAGGCCGCAGGGGGUGCUUAUGGCCUAUGACCCUGGCCCUCUCUUCUGCACUGUGCAGUAUGCUCAUCGGUUUCUCGGUUUCGUUGGGCUUUCUUUCAUCUGACUACCUCCGAUCAGUGCUACCCUUCCUCCGGCUCUGCCGUCCUGCCUCGACCUCCUACAGUCUAAACAUUCAAUUAAGAAGAAAAAAAAUUUAAGUUUGUUCGCGAUUGCUGCUUACUACUCUAUUCUCUGUGUCACAAUGACACAUUUUCGAGGAAUGAUAGAAUAUUUAGAUGUUCCUUCCAAAUGUUCCACAUUAAAUCUAUUUCGUCUAAAACUUGCUUCGGGCUCCUUGUGAAAGCGACCAACGCUAUAUUCGAUGGUCGCAACCCGAGAUAGUCCUGUUUUGGGAUGGCGUUUGCUUCGACGAUUCGACCCGCGAGUGGUCGGAGGAGUAUGCUAUUGUCGAUGGCCCAGGAUAUGCAGACUUCCAGGAGGACGUGGAAACGGGGGAGCUGAUAGUGGUGGAAUCCAAUAAACUUACUGUUCGUUUUCACCGGGUCGACACCUACCUUGUGGAAUCGAUGAAGCUGCAGCUCGUGGAACAACCGAAAGUAGACAAAGUUCAACAAGAUGAAGUAAAUGAAGAAAAGAAGAACGAAAAGGAAACCUUGCGAAUGCGUGAGAGACUUAUCCGUGACAGUCUAGUGCAAAGCUAUGAGUCUGGCGCUCAGUUGACAAGUUCUAGUUCAUCCACCUUGCGCUGUCCGGUUCUUGCGGACCUGCGAAGCGGUGGCGGCUUCACCAUUCGCGUCGUGCUUGACCAGUUCGAUCCAAAAGCCAUGCUUACGGGGAAUGCCAACAGUGAAGAUGCGCCUCGAACGAUGCUGGUGAAUGGGCUUACCACCGCGUCGUCAGCUUUGGACGAGCCUGCAGAAGACGUGGUCGCGUGCGACAGUCCGACCAUACAGAAAGGCUACACAAUCGAGCUCGGAGCGAAUGGAGAUUUGAUUUUCUCACUCACUGAUGGGUUCAAAAUUCAAUUUUCUAUGACGCUCUCGGCAAAGAGCCUUGUCGCUUCCCCAGCGCAGACGGCGUAUUACCAGUUAGCAAGCGCACCGACUGGACCUCCACUAAUUAUGAAAAUGAUCAUCGCCACUCGUCUUUUUCAGGUUUUCGUCGUCACAAAGUUGUAGUGAAAGAAUAACUGAGAAAAGGAAGGAAUCAUCUGCAUUUAUUCCUGUUUAGUGACUGUCUUCUUGCGACGAGGUUCUGUCUGGCGCUUCCCACUCUAAGACAUCGAGUUUCUGCUUUGUCUGCGACGGCGGGCCGAAGGUUGCAACAUGCGUUAUCAAUGACCGGCUCUACAAUGCGGCACCAUGCGGCUGGUUUUCCUUGCCGAGAGAGUUUGGCGAGAUCGGGGGAGCUGAUGUUGAAGUCGUUUCCUCGAACGUUAAGGGGCUGCAGAUUUUUGACCGCGCACUAUCUACAUCAGAGUGCAUUGCCUUAUUUCGAGAAACAGUAGUUCCUUAUUAAAACAAAGAGGUAGACCCUGGACUUGCUGUUUGCAUGGGCGAGAUCAUUUGAGGAUCAUCCUGAAAAAUCUAUAAAUUUUUACAGAUGUUGCGCGAAGAACUGCAACAACAUACCAGCUGUGUUUGGUGAACUGAUGCGAAGCCGAUUGUUCUUAAGGAAGACGCCCCG
Molecule: messenger RNA, 3687 nt
Organism: Amoebophrya sp. A25
Lineage: Eukaryota; Dinophyceae; Syndiniales; Amoebophryaceae
Source: the annotation of a GenBank genome assembly